AUGAUCCUGUUCUGCACGCUCAACACGCACAAGGUGGAUAUGACGAAGCUGCUCGGCGGGCAGAUCGGCCUCGACGACUUCAUAUUCGUGCACCGAAAAGGCCGCCCCAAGGAGAUUGAGCUGCGCAAGACUGAAGAUGCUUUGGGUCUUACCAUCACUGACAACGGCGCCGGAUAUGCGUUCAUCAAACGCAUCAAAGAAGGCAGUGUCAUUGACAACCUGAAAGUCAUUCAGGUUGGUGACCAUAUCGAGAAGAUCAACGAUGUUAAUCUGGUAGGACGACGUCAUUUCGAGGUGGCUAAGAUGUUGAAGGAAAUUCCACGUGACAAUAUUGGUAAGAGGGGAAGUAACGUUCGCAAGAAAGAUCCAAAUGGCAUUGAGAAAAUGCAGACUAUUAGAUUUUCUCCUCUUGGUGCACCUGUUAUACAAGAAGCACCUGGAGAAGUCAUGGUUCGAGGUAUUGAGAAGAUAAAUAUUUUACUAGACAGUUUCCUUGGAAUUAAUGAUAACGAACUUGCUACACGUAUUUGGGAACAAGCUGAAGGCAAGAACAACAGCAUGGAAUUUGCUGAUGCUAUUGACAGUUCUGAUUUAGAAGAAUUUGGCUUCACAGAUGAUUUCAUCAUUGAGUUGUGGGGAGCAGUGACAGAUGCUCGAUCAGGGCGCCUGAAGUGAACACUGAAAUGAACUCAAGUGGACAGUUUAUUUUUUUACCAGAAAACAAAUCUCACUUCAUACCCCACCAUCUUCAAUGUGUCCUCAGCAUGUCAAUAUAUACAUAAUUAUCUUACAGGGUUAUGACUGCAAUGUUUGAAUUUUAUUGACAAGGUAUUCACAACUGUUCUCAAUUUCAAACCGAGUUGUCUUUUAUUAUGCAUCCUAUAAAAUGAGUAUAUGAAAGAUAUAUUUCACAUGUAUUACUGCACAGUUUCCUUCUGCAAGAAAUUCAUUUGUUGUAUUAUAAGUAUUUAUCUCUUAUUUAAUACUCUAUUGUCAAGUUCAUCCCAGUAAUUUUUUGAGUUCCUGUUUUCUUAUCCUUCAUACCCAGUAUGCUGAUAGUGAAAUUGGAAAUAAUUAUUUUCUGUUUAGAGUCAUGAAUUCAAUGUUAAUAUAAUUCAGGUUCACUAUUAUAUAUUAAUAACUCUGUGAUUAAUGAGAUGUAUGAGAAGCAUCAUAAAUUGUGGUAUAUGAAGUGAGAAAUUCGUUAUUUGUAGAUAUUGUUUAGUAACAAUGGCAUGCUACAGACGUGAUGAGUUUACAUAGUGUACUAAGUACUUUUAAGAUAUGUGAAAUAUGUUACAGAUGAUAAUUACAAGUAAUAAAAUUAUUUAUCUCUCAUUGUUAAAUUACUUCCAUUGCUUUACCUCUACAAAUUAAACUGUUUGUGUAAUUUAAUGUUGUUCAUGAAAUUCUGUUACAUUACUUUUACCUUUAGUCAUCAUGCAUAAUAGUUACUUUGAAAAUAAAUUUUGUCUCAAUGAUAUUGUUGCACAAAUAAAUGUUCUUUGUCCAAUUUUCCUAUUGUAACAAUAAAAUGCAUUAAAACUGCAUCUAAAACUA
This is a messenger RNA of Gryllus bimaculatus (two-spotted cricket), 1560 nucleotides long. Lineage: Eukaryota; Metazoa; Arthropoda; Insecta; Orthoptera; Gryllidae. The record is from the annotation of a GenBank genome assembly.